AUGUUCCACUCUACAAAUCAACUAAUCGACCAGCAAGAAGCUCGAGACAGGAGUCACAAUCACCACAAGCAUCAGGUCACCGCUAUGACGCAUCUCCCAGCAGAUCUCCACGAGCUCUCACAACUCCACUCCCAGGUCGCCGCCGCCGAAAGCCAGCUCAGUCAAGCCGAGCUUGAGCUCAGAGGCGUACAGAUCGUACGGUUGCAGGUGCCGCUGACCUCGCGAUCAAGUCCAGAUAAGGCGGCAAGAGAGGACUCGGACGCUAGUAAGGCUGUGGCUGACGAGCUAGCGGACAUCGAGGCGAAGAGAGAGGUGUGGCGUAAUGCGUCACAGGAGAUUGCGAGAUUUCGAGCAGAGAGGCUUGGUGCAGACGAUGAGUAG
Messenger RNA from Didymella exigua CBS 183.55, 381 nucleotides. RefSeq lists its product as uncharacterized. Bases 1 to 381 code for a protein of 126 amino acids. The record is from RefSeq and is a predicted model, not a curated record. NCBI's taxonomy places the organism in Eukaryota, Fungi, Ascomycota, Dothideomycetes, Pleosporales, Didymellaceae. The transcript has a single exon.